GGUAGCCAGUCAGUCGGCGAGGCGUCGAGCUGGAUAGAACCUCUCACUUUCUACUUCUCGUUCCAGGAGAACACUGAGGAUCUUCGGUGCUUUCCCGCCUUGGCUUCGCGCAGACAUCGCUCCUGACGGGAACUUGAGGAACACAAACCGCGGGAAAGGGGACGUUUUCCCCCCUCAAGUGUGUGGAAACUUCCCGGCUUACAUUGCCCACGUUUGGAGAGACUUGAUCCUUGGAUGGAGCAGACUCACUUGACGCAAACUCUUGUGAGCCGAAAGAGAGGGAUCGUUGCGUCAAAUUGAUCGCCUAGUUUGCACGUGAGGGACGGAGGACGACGAGUAGUACCACCAGUAGUAGUACCAGUAGUAGUAUUACUAGUAGCAGUCCAGGGACCCCCACCACCACCAGCCCACCAGUCACAUCUGCACUCCGCUCAAGUGGGAUUUGCGCAAGUUUGCAUGCUCGCUCUUUGUGUGCGGUUGUAAGAGAAGAGCCGCAGAGUUGAGGUGCAAUGGCGCAGCUGUGUGCGGGGAUUUACGUGCUCCUCCUGGCGCUGCACGUCCAAGACGGCAGCGCUCAGAUGGUCCAGAUGGACUCGAGUAAGUCGGGCUUUGUUGGCUCCCAGGUGGAGCUGCGCUGCAUCUUCAUCAACAGCAGCCCGCCGGUGAAGAUCUCCCAAGUCACCUGGCAGAAGCUCCUUAACGGAACCAAGCAGAACGUGGCCAUCGCCAACCCGGCCCUGGGCGUGUCCGUCCUGUCGCCCUUCAAGGAGCGGGUCAGCUUCAAGCAGGCGGCGGUCCGUCACCGCACGCCCUCGCUGGAGGACACCACCAUCGUCUUCUCCAACCUGCAGCUGCACGACGAGGCGGCGUACAUCUGCGAGUACACCACCUUCCCAGCCGGCAACCGCGAGAACAUGGUCAACCUCACCGUCUUUGCCCGCCCUAUGACCCGCAUGACCUUGACCACGCCCACCAUCGUGGCCAGGGCCCAGCGCCGCAAGAUGACGGUGGCCACCUGCGUGUCGGCCAACGGGAAGCCCCCCAGCGUCAUCAAGUGGGACACCAGGCUGAAGGGGGAGGCCACCUUCCAGGAAACCCGCAACCAGAACGGCACGGUGACGGUGCGGAGCAACUACGUCAUCGUACCGGGCCGGGAGACGCACAAGCAGAAGCUGACGUGCAUCGUGACGUAUCGCAACGAGAGGUUCGCCGACAGCGUGGUGCUCAAUGUGCAGUAUGAACCCGAAGUGAAAAUCGAAGGCUUUGAUGGCAACUGGUACCUGAACCGUCAGAACGUCCAGCUGACCUGCAGGGCCGAUGCCAACCCCCCUGUCACCAUCUACCAGUGGAAGCUCUUGAACGGUUCACUGCCGAGCAACGUGGAGAUCAGGAACAACAGCCUGUUUUUCAAGGGUGCCGUGACCUACGACCUGGCCGGCACGUACGUGUGCGACGCCACCAACGGCAUCGGAACGCGCACCGGCAUCGUUGACGUCAACAUCACAGAGAAGCCAAUGGCGCGGGGUCCCCCGGGUGGCGUUAUCGGGAUCCUGGGAGGCAUCGUGGCCAUUGGCCUCAUCAUCGGCGUGGCCGUUACUGUGGUCAUGGUCCAUCGCCGCCAGCAGAAGACCCGCACAGAGACAGAUAACGACCUCAUCGCCGUUGCGGCUGUAGCUGACAGUUGCGUGACACAGGCUGCAGAGAAGCCAGAGUCCGCCACAAGGACCGACCUCCCACCGGCGCACAAGCCCGCCCCUCCCCCGCCCAAGAAGAAGAACAGUGACAUGAAGGGACACUUGACGUCUGAUGACAUCCAGGUGGUCCAUCUGGACAAAGACGAGGAGAUGCAGAAGCUCCCGCUCCAGCCACCUUAUUACGACAUGGCGCCCUCUGAGUCCACCCCCUUCACCGAUAAGCCGGACUCUGGGAAACAUCCGGAAGAGCCGCUGAACCCCGCCGAGUACAUGAGCCACCAGCGCGACAUGGAGCACCUGGCCGAGUCUCAGCCCGCCCAAGCCCACCCGCCCGUCACCUUCCUGCCCCAGCACGCCUACGCCCAGCCCCCCUCCAACGAGCCCAUGUACUCCAACACCGGCUUCUCCGCCCCUGGCUCCCGACCGCCUUUCCCCAAGGAGCAGUCCGUGUGACAGGGUGGCGUUUCCCGCCUCUCCAACCGGUCAUAAGGUUAAAACCCCGCCUCCUGCCAGCCUUGUGCCCCGCCCUGCUUGUUUCCAACUUCAGUGCUUUUCUACUUCCUGUGUACAACGUUUGUUAGCACCUUCCUCACUAGCUAGUCGUCACCGUUGCUUUUCUCUUUCUUUCCGUGUCUGUCAAUCAAAUCGCUUGCUUGCCUCCUGGAAAGUCGACUGUAGUGUGCGUUUGCUCCGGUGUGUUCUUGUGAAAAUAUGAAGAAUAAUAAACAAAAAAAAGAUUGUUCUCUGAUGACGAACCCUUUGACUUGCCAGGAUUAUUAUGUGAUGGUGAACCCUUCGUCGCUUGGCUGUUUUUGAUGGACGUUUUGGCUCGUUAGAAGUGAAUGUUAGCACAAUUAGCUAGCAGGAAACACACGCGCACACAAUCAUGAGGAAAAAAAAAGGGCUUGCGAUUCGAGACUAUCUCUUGUUCCAGUUCUUUUUAUGAAAUAAAAUCAAGUAUUUCCUAGCAGUAGCUGCCAAAGACACGUAGCGCCAUUGUAGUUUAGCUCCAUUGUCCAACGAGAGGUGAUAAGAUCUUUGAUUGGUGACGCACGGUGCUCGGCUUUUCAUAUCUGUCAUUUGUGUUGAUGCCGAGGAAGACAAUCACUGUCCUUCAAGCUUUGUUUCCACCAAGCAGCACACUUUGGUUCUUUUGCGUUGGUAAAAUAUAUGUAGCACUUUUUCAGCUGCUAACAAUGAGUAUUGGAACGAGAAGCAAGUGUAAUAUGGGGAAGCGCAUUGUUUUAUUUUUGUAGAGUCGGUGCAAAGCGUUUCAAGUCCCCAGACGGCUGAAAAGUUAUCACGAAACAUUGAUGUGACAAUCGGUUGUACCUCACAUUAUCACCAUCGUCCUGUGUGAGCAAUGCUACCUUCAUUAGCUUCCAGUCAUUAGCUUCAGCUUUACCUCCCAUUUGCUGGCACUGCCUGAGUUGGGAUUUAAAAAUCCCGCUUCUAAAAUCAUAACAAUGCGUGUCAAGCUGUACGAGGCUGAGCUGGACACUGAAGCGGACCGCUUCUUGGUGGAAUCGUGGCUGACUGGCGAGAGAACCUAAAACUGUUAGAAAAAAGCCUCCAUCUGUGACUUGAUUUUUGUGUUUGUUUUGAAUAAUAAUUUCAUCGCUAAAGUCAGCAGCCUCACCAGAAAAAAGCCUGCCACUGUACAAAGCACUUGAUUGGAUACCAUACAUAAGCUAGCAUCACACAUACUGUACACUACUUACUGUACUUACACUAUAGUACUUACUGUACAUACAUAAGCUAGCAUCACACAUACUGUCCACUACUUACUGUACUUACACUAUAGUACUUACUGUACAUACAUACUGUAAGCUAGCAUCACACAUACACUACUGACUGUACUUACUGUACAUAAAUAACCUAGCAUCACACAUACACUGCUUAUUGUACAUACAGUACAUACAAUACUUGUAGUACAUACAGUAUAGUACAUAGAGUACAUACAGUACAGUACAUACAGCAGAUAAAGUACAUACUGUACAUACAAUACAGUACAUACAGUAUAGUACAUACAGUGCAUACAGUAUAGUACAUAGAGUACACACAAUACAGUACAUACAGUAUAGUACAUACAGUACAGUAUUUACAUUACUUACAGUACAUUACAUAAAGUAGAUACAGUACAUAAUGUAUACAGUACAUACAGUACAAACAGAUACACUACAUACAGCAUACAGUACAUAGAGUACUUACAGUACAUACAGUAUAUACAGUGUAUAUACAGUAGAUACAGUAUAUACAGUACGUUAAUACAGUAUUUACAGUAUAUGGAGUAGUGUACAGUACAUACAGUAUAUACAAUACAUUGCAUACAAUAUAUACAGUACAGUACAUACAGUAGAUACAGUACAUUACAUAUAGCAUUUACAGUACAUACAUUAUAUAGAGUAGUUACAAUGUAUAUACAGUACAGUACAUACCGAAUAUACAGUACAUACAGUAGAUACAGUAUAUACAUUACCGUACACACAGUAUUUACAGUACAUACAGUAUUUAGACUACAGUACAUACAGUAUAUACAGUACUGUAUUAGAUACAGUAUAUACAGUAUUUAGACUACAGUACAUAAAGUAUAUACAGUACAUACUGUAUUUACAGUACAGUCCAUCAAGUAUAUGCAGUACAUACAGUAUAUACAGUACAUACAGUAUAUACAGUACAGUAUAUACAGUGUAUAUACAGUAGAGUACAUACAGUACAGUACAUACAGAAUUUACAGUAUAGUACAUACAGUAUAUAGAGUACAUAUAGUAUUUACAGUACAGUAUAUACAGUGUAUAUACAGUACAGUACAUACAGUAUAUACAGUACAGUACAUACAGAAUUUACAGUAUAGUACAUACAGUAUAUACAGUACAUAUAGUAUUUACAGUACAGUAUAUACAGUGUAUAUACAGUACAGUACAUACAGUAUAGUACUUAAAUAAAUAAAGCCCUCCUCACAAAGCAAAUUGGAGUGACGUGUACUGUUUGUGUGUAUUUUUGUUGCCAUGUAAGUAAUAUGUGCAUGUACUGUAUGGGAAGAAAGUAGUAUGUGCAUGUAAUGUAUGGAAAGAAAGUAAUAUGUACAUGUAGUGUAUGGGAAGAAAUACUAUGUACAUGUACUGUAUGUAUAUGAAGAAAGUAAUACAGUAUGCACAUGUAGUGUAUGGGAAGAAAGUACUACCGUACAGUAUGCACAUGUAGUGUAUGGGAAGUAUGUAUGUUUGUGUUUGUGUUGAAAGUGAAUUCAUGUUAGUGGUGGUUUUAAAAAGAGUUUGGACAUUUUGUUUGCUUUGUUAGCAGUAGAAGCGGAGGAGUUUUCUAGCGUAGCACUGAAACACAGGUUUGUCUUUUAGUGACACAUUUGAGUAUGAUGAUGACUAUGAAAUACUGUACGUACAUGUCAGGAAGUCAUGAAGUAUGCUUCACGUCAUGUCAUUUUGUCAAAAGUGUCAAAUCCUUUUUCUUCUCUUUUUAUCCCCGUCACGUUUAGUUCUUUAAAGGGUUGCUUUUCCACAUCGUCUUGUGUUUUUGUAUGACUGUAACAUUUACUUUUAUUUUUCUAAACAUACAGUAUAUAUAUUUAUUUAUUAGGUUGGCCACACCUUCCAUUUGUGCGACAACACCUGAGUAGCUUCUUGCGGAAUGAUGACAUGAUGUGAUUUGAAAAAAAAAGAACCUCUUUGUUUUUUAUCAUGUUUGUUGUAAAUAUUAACAUGUGUGGAAAAAAAGUUGAAGAUUAAAGCUCACAAAUUGCCCGUC
Molecule: messenger RNA, 5456 nt
Organism: Dunckerocampus dactyliophorus (ringed pipefish)
Lineage: Eukaryota; Metazoa; Chordata; Actinopteri; Syngnathiformes; Syngnathidae
Gene: nectin1b
Product: nectin cell adhesion molecule 1b
Exons: 10
Coding region: 510-2147 (545 amino acids)
Biological process (GO): protein localization to cell junction; heterophilic cell-cell adhesion; homophilic cell-cell adhesion
Cellular component (GO): adherens junction
Source: RefSeq, a predicted model, not a curated record